AUGGAUGAUUAUAUGUUUACGACAAAUGUCGCUCGUUGCAGAAAUGUCACUGAACAUACCAGUUAUCUGGAGAUGAUAUCCUAUUCGGAUUCAUCUCUAAACUCGAUAGAAGAACACCCUCUAACUCCGGAUGAAUUUGAGAAUUUCCUCAACCGAAGGGGUGCUUUCGCUCCCCCAGAGUUACCUGAGGGAGUAGCUCAGAUAGCUUGCGUCCGAUUGAUUCUUCAAUUAAAUGCUAAGCAUCCUGACACUUUCGCCCCCAAUGUCCUCAAGAUUGUAAACCGUAAGAGCGAUGUACGGAAAAAGGGUCUGACUCGUGGUUGGGAACUUACUCUCUCGCAUGAUAUCAAAAAUGGCAUCACGACGGGAUAUGCGAAAGGCACACCAAGUUCCGACAUGGUUGAAUCCAUUCAACAUCUCAAAGCCUGUAUUCUCCAGAUUGGACAUCCGAUGCUCUUGCCGGCUAUCAUCUUUUCCCACGAUAUAUCAUUCAAAACUGAUCUUAAGCAACGAGAAGCACGUGAUUGGUUGCGAAAACUUGAGCAUGCUGUAUCUAUGCGAUCAGAAAUUGAAGAGAAAGAAGGUUAUGUGAGAGAAGGUGUUAUCGAUCUCGAUGCUAUCAAUAGAGAUUUGGUUGAAUGUCAUUCUCAGGUUCUGUGGAAGAGACCGAAAGCUUACCUGCAGAUUCUAUCACAGCUUGAGAAGGCGAUGAAGAUGUUUGAUGAGAGAUUACCAGAAGAGAGGAAAGAUGCAUCGAUGAGAGCCUUACAGGCUAGUAUGUUGGCAAGAUUCGAUUUCUAUCGGGUGAAACUUCAGGGGAUUGAGAGUUACGCGUAUACAACACUACAGAGAUUAGACAUCCAGAGAAGUGCACUCUAUAACAUCAUCGCGCAAAAAGAAUCCAAACUCAACUUCCAAAUGGCCAAAGAACAACGUCAACUAGCUCACGCCGCCAAGCGCGAUUCCAGCACCAUGAAAACAAUCUCUCUUCUCAGCGCCAUCUUCUUCCCCGGCGCCUAUCUCGCCUCGGUCUUCUCCAUGACCUUUUUCAAUUUCCAAAACGAUGGCACGCCAGCUGUAAGCGAAAGUUUCUGGCUUUACUGGGCAGUAACAAUUCCAUGCACAAUGAUUAUAGUAGGCUGGUGGUAUAUUUGGGAAAAGAAACGGGAGAGGAGGUAUAAUUUAGAGGACAUUGAUCUCGAGCGCGGAAGUGAUGAUAUGGAAAAGGAGAUUAUGGCGACCAUGAGGAAGAGGACGAUGAGUAAGGCCAGUACGUGGGAUAAACAGAAUCCGCCGAUGGUUGGGGAUCAUGGGAAUGGACAUGUUCAUGUUCAUGCGAUUAGCGAGAAGGUUCAUGGUUUGGGGGAGAAGUUGGGCAAGAAAAUGGAGUGA
Messenger RNA from Sclerotinia sclerotiorum 1980 UF-70, 1392 nucleotides. RefSeq lists its product as hypothetical. The record is from RefSeq and is a predicted model, not a curated record. The transcript has 7 exons. NCBI's taxonomy places the organism in Eukaryota, Fungi, Ascomycota, Leotiomycetes, Helotiales, Sclerotiniaceae. Bases 1 to 1392 code for a protein of 463 amino acids.